AUGACCGAAGACGAAAUCCUCGAGCACGUAGAGCAGGCGAUGGACUCUGAGAUGCAGGACGUCGAGGUGAAGGCCAAGAAGUCGAGCAAGGGCCGCGCCAAGAAGUCCGAGAGCAAGGGGGUGACCAAGCGCGCCGCGACCGCCAAGCCGUCAAAGCCGCGCCGCCCCUUCUCCAGGCUCACCGACGAGGUGCUGCAGCAGAGGCAGGACGCCCUGCAGGAGCGCCUCAACGUCUCCAAGGCGCAGAUCACCAUCAUGAGCAGCAAGUGGCAGAAGUACGAGGACGAGCGGAAGCAUCGUGUAGAGGAUAAGCAGGAAGAUUCGGAGUAG
Guillardia theta CCMP2712 is the source of this 330-nucleotide messenger RNA. RefSeq lists its product as hypothetical. The record is from RefSeq and is a predicted model, not a curated record. NCBI's taxonomy places the organism in Eukaryota, Cryptophyceae, Pyrenomonadales, Geminigeraceae. Bases 1 to 330 code for a protein of 109 amino acids. The transcript has a single exon.